AUGCCGCCUCACGCAUCUCAGCCUCAUCGCAUCAACCUACGACAAAAAGCCUCUCUUGCGCCUCUUUUCCUCAACUCAGGGCUAGGUUCAAGACAGAUGAGGCCAGCAUGUCACUUUGCAAGGCGAACCCUAUUCCAAAUCUCACCUAGACUGCUCAUCUGCGCACAUCGACGAUGUCUUCUCACGCUAGCCAUCGAAACAAGCUGCGAUGAUACCUGUGUAGCCAUUCUCGAAAGGCACAAGAACCGCUCUGCCACCCUUCACUUCAAUUCGAAGAUAACGUCCGACAACCGACCAUAUGGGGGAGUCUAUCCCAUCGUCGCACACGAGUCGCAUCAACAAAAUAUUGCUGCUUUGGUGAAGCGGGCACUGAGCAAUCUACCAGCAGCAUCACAAUCGCAGGCAGACGAGGGAAAAGAAGACACAAUGGUCAUUACAGAUGAAAGUGGUAGAUCAGUAAGGAAGAAGCUAGAUUUUGUCAGUGUAACAAGGGGACCUGGAGCGCGAGCAAGCUUGAUAAGCGGCGUUGACUUUGCCAAAGGCUUCGCAGUGGCAUUGAAUAUUCCAUUAGUUGCCAUAAAUCAUAUGCAAGCUCAUGCGCUAACCCCUCGACUCCUGGCAGCACUUGAAAAGCAAAAUAUGGAGAAUGCAGAGACGAUACCAACGGACCCUCCGUUUCCCUUUCUCACGUUGCUGGUAUCUGGCGGACAUACCAUGCUUGUCCACUCGAAAGAUCUCUGUGACCACGAGAUCAUCGCUAAUACCACCGAUAUUGCCAUAGGAGAUAUGUUGGACAAGUCAGCCCGUGAUAUUCUCCCCCAGAUACUACUUGAUAGUGCCCCGUGUGUUAUGUACGGCCCUUUGCUCGAAAAUUAUGCAUUUCCGAAUAACGAGGGAGACGGGGAACGUUUUUCAACACACCACGCAAAAGAGCUUUCAGAAAAUUCAUAUGGAUGGAAGGUCAACUCUCCUUAUGCUAGAUCAGGGCCCCGGGGGAAAUCAUCAAACCAGGAAUCAUUUUCAUUCUCGGGAAUUGGCAGCUCGGCUAAAAGAAUUGCGGAUGGAAACACAAAUGUGGACGAAGCCGAAAGGCGACUUCUCGCUCGGGAAGUUAUGAGGGUGUCAUUUGAACAUCUUGCCUCUCGGGUGCUACUCGCUUUGGAAAAGGCAGAAAUAAAGCACGUGAGAACUUUGGUUGUUUCGGGAGGUGUGGCAAGCAACCAAUAUCUCAAAUUUAUUUUCAGAACCCUAUUGGAUGAUAAUGGUUACUCGUAUAUAAGGUUGAUAUUUCCCCCACCAAAAUACUGCACGGAUAAUGCGGCGAUGAUCGCCUGGACAGGCAUCGAAAUGUUUGAAGCAGGUUGGAGAACUGAUUUGAGUGCUAUGGCGAUUAGGAAAUGGUCGAUAGAUCCUGCUUCUGAGGAUGGUGGAAUCUUGGGUAUUGGCGGGUGGUUGAAGACUGAAGCACUCAGGUAA
Messenger RNA from Hymenoscyphus albidus, 1476 nucleotides. NCBI's taxonomy places the organism in Eukaryota, Fungi, Ascomycota, Leotiomycetes, Helotiales, Helotiaceae. The record is from the annotation of a GenBank genome assembly.